AUGAGUGAGAGGAACGGCAGAAUGAUCAGUGAUGCGACAGCUGCCAGGAGCUGCAGAGUGACAGCUGUGGGUGUCAUGGAGGAUGCAGCAGAUGAUACAAGCCAUCAGAGACCAGCCUCCUCCAGCAGCUUCUCUCACUGCCACACGGGAGAUGCUGGCCCCACUGAAGGCGACCCUCUAAAGACUUUCAUGUGUCAACAUUUGCUCUGUCUUUUCCAGUUUGGGCCCAGCGUGAAUUUCGUCACUGGCAACAAUGUAAGUAAGAACCAGAUUUUUAAAUUGUCUCAAGGACAGAAGAAAGACAGGUGUGAAAACCUGUCAUCCGUCAGUGAGAUGUUGGUGGUUUUGGAGAAUCUGAGGAAAGCAGUGGUGUGUUUCCUCUGAGACGAGAAGCAGCUUACACAGCCGUUGAAGGAGCACAUUGAAAAGCAAAAGAAUAAUUACAAACAUCAGGACAACCUUCAGCUCUGUCGGACUAGGACAGAAAAUAAGCUUCAGUGCGUCAGAGGCAGAGUUGACAGUCAGAGAAAGGAACAAGAGUCUCUCGGGGACAGUCUCGAGCUGAACUAGCAAGUGAAGGUCAUUAGCAAAGCUCACAAGGAGCAUGAUGGAGAGACAGAAUAUACAAAAGAGCAGAAGAAAUAUCUGGAAGUGCUUGAGACGAUGUGCUCACAGCUGAAUCAGGUGAUCAAGAACAAACAUCAGGCACUUUCCAGAGGUCGGGAAGAAUGGGUGUGUGUCAGUUUGAAGGAUCCCACGCUGGCUGCGGCUGUGGAAUGCUCUCUGCGGAGCCGCAUGAAGGCUUUCUGCUGUGGCAUGCAUGAGACGGUCCUUCAGGAGCUGAUGUCUCGCUGUGAGAUGGAGUCUGACCUGGAGAAUCACCAGGCUCAGCUGGCCAGGUUUCAGCUCCACGUGGCCCCUGUGUCUGAGGAAAUGAGCAUGGAGAGCAAGCUGAACAGCAUCAUCAUGACCCAGAAGAAGACUCUGGCCUCUGUGGAUCCAGUCGAAGCAACCAUAACUCAGACUGCUGGUCAGGAGCAAAUCAUCAGCUCCUCUAAAGAGAACAGACAGAAAAUCGAAGCAAACAAGCCGACUGCUCAUGAAGCAAAGACGGAGCUCAACAAGCAUCAGAAAAUAUCAGAGGACAUGGAGUCCAUGGACUCUUCUGUUAGAGAAUGGAUUAAUCAGCUUCCUGAGGACAUGGAGCCAGCGCUUGAAUCCGUCCACUCCACCAAGUUGACUGAUUCAUCUGGCAUUUUGACGAGAAACAACAGUUUCUCGUCUGAAAAAGCAGAAAAAUUUAGGCUAUGCCAUUUUCUGUCCUCUGUCCUCAUUAGGGAGUACGCUGAGGCCCUUGCUCUCCACAGACAAAACCAAGUGAGAGAUCUGUGGAGGUUCAUCGAUCAACUCUAUAACAUCAUGUGAGACAGGAAGAACAAAUACAAAGUCAUGCAUAAAUUAUACUUAAGUAACUUCAUGAUAAGGAUGAACUGCUGCAGCUCUGAGGUUUUUGAACACAAGAAUGAAACACUCUCAAUCUCUUUCCUGCCUCCAGGCAGGGAGGAUAAUGGGGUGAGCUCGCUGUGUGGGGGUGAACGCUCCCUCUCCAUUGUUUGCGUCAUGCUCUGGCUGUGGGAGAUCACCACAUGA
Chelmon rostratus (copperband butterflyfish) is the source of this 1650-nucleotide messenger RNA. It is a transcript of the gene smc6, whose product is annotated as structural maintenance of chromosomes 6. NCBI's taxonomy places the organism in Eukaryota, Metazoa, Chordata, Actinopteri, Chaetodontiformes, Chaetodontidae. Gene Ontology annotation, biological process: double-strand break repair via homologous recombination. Gene Ontology annotation, cellular component: site of double-strand break; nucleus; Smc5-Smc6 complex. The record is from RefSeq and is a predicted model, not a curated record. Gene Ontology annotation, molecular function: damaged DNA binding; single-stranded DNA binding.